Molecule: messenger RNA, 312 nt
Organism: Ramularia collo-cygni
Lineage: Eukaryota; Fungi; Ascomycota; Dothideomycetes; Mycosphaerellales; Mycosphaerellaceae
Exons: 1
Coding region: 1-312 (103 amino acids)
Source: RefSeq, a predicted model, not a curated record
AUGCUGGCCGCUAUUGUUGAGGAUUGGAACCAGGCCAAUGAGUACCGUUUCGCGUCCGAGAUUCUUCGGGAUAUGGCCAGGGACUUCCACCCAGUAGGCCGCGAUGCAGGCAUCGAUCAGUCACUUGGCAAGAUCCGCGUAGAGCUCGAGGGUCUCAACGAGUCCUUGGACCCGGAUGUGGUUUCGCUCCCAGAAACCGCCGAGGAGCUGUAUGUUCGUCUGGACGAGUUCGUCAUCGUUAGGAGCUCUGUAGAGGGUCGCGUAGAGGACAAUGAAAGGAUUGAGCUCGAACGGGCAGAGUCCAACGGCUAA